UGGUGAGAGGCGCGUCUGGACUUGAGCAUGUUUUUUUGUUCAUUUUCGCGCCCUCCAUUUGCCCCUUCAGUUGCUGACCCGGUGGAUUUCCUUGGUCCCGAUUGAUCCUUUUUCCAUACAGGACCUCGAUUUCGGCCGCCGUUUGCACAGAGCACGUUUUCCCUGGCAGGAUUCUCUGAGCUUUGAGGUUUCUAUUCUCACCUACGAUCAGGAAAAGAAGAUUACACCGUCAUAUCUUGCUCAGAGUCCUGUUUUAUUUCACGAGCCAUUAGAUCCAAAGACCGGCCUAUCCUACCAGUCUUCGUCUAGGGGCUACGACAAAUAUCAAGUACUUGACGGCGUCUAUGGCAUUAAGGGACGAAACCCCCUUGUGGUGAUUGCUUCUUUGAACGGCGGUCCUUUUGUAUGACAACACCUGGAGGAGAGCAUUGUGGUGUUCUGACCAUUCCACUACUCGACAAUCAUGUCUCUUCUCACAAGACAUGAUCAUGGCGGGGAUAUGGGGGAUAUGGAUAUGGGAAGUAUGAGCGCUGGGAACAAUGUCCCAGGCUACUUCUACAUGCAGAAAAUGUUCUGGGUGGUCAUCGGCUCUGUCAUUGCUUUCGCGACCCUUCUGAAUAUUCUUGACCAUAUCCUCCUCUGGCAACGACAGCGAAGCCUUGAUGCGAAACCAAAGUCUUUCCUCUGGGCCUUUUACGCCACAAUGACAGCCAUUAGUCGCGAGAUCAAUGCUUCUUCACUUCCAACUUAUCAACUUGGAUGGCUUAAAAUCCGCUCGCCUCCUCUAGGCAAGGUCAUUGUGGUCCUGUCAUAUCUCAUCACCGUCUGUGUGUUCUGCUUCUAUAGAUACGACACCACGGAUCAAUGGAGUUGGGAGAACAUCGCCUACAGGUGUGGAUGCAUGGCUCAAACACAGCUUCCUCUGAUAUUCCUUCUCGCGGGAAAGCAAAACAUUAUUGGCUUCCUGUCCGGCGUCGGCUACGAACGCCUCAGCUGGUUGCAUCGAUGGGUGGCCCGGGUUCUCUGGUUGACGGCUACUUUCCAUCUUGGAUUCUGGUUCAGAAGCUGGGCACGCUACGAUUACAUCAAAGUGAAGCUGGCCACAGACAAUAUGACACAAACUGGCUUUGCUGCCUGGUGCAUCUUGACUGCCAUCGUGGCGACCUCCUUUGCACCAAUGCGGCGCUUGAGUUACGAGGUCUUCCUCGUCGUUCAUCUCAUCCUUUUUUCUGGAUUUAUCGGGUGCGUGAUAAUCCAUGUCGACUAUGGCCCGGGUUAUGUCUGGGCUUGUGUUGCGAUUUUCUUCUUCGAUCGAGUCCUCCGAUUUGUUAUCACGCUUUUCGCCAAUUUUUCCUUCUUCCAUCGACAGCUGCCAGGAAGGGACUGGCUGUGGGCAAACAGAGCAACUUUGACGCCCCUGCCAGGAAACAUAACGCGAAUUACUAUCGACAAGCCGGUUCUGAGGUGGACAGCGGGACAACACGUUUUCCUCUCCUGCCAUACGGUGGUCCCUUUGCAGAGUCAUCCAUUCAGCAUUGCCUCGAUCCAGUCUGAUGAGAAGCUGGAAUUUCUAGUACAAGCAAAAGGAGGUGGUACAAAACGCUUCCAUCGAUUCGCCCAAAAGGGCAUGGGCCUUCCAAGUCACGAAGAUCUCCCUGUCACCCGACAAAAGCUUGUUGGAGUCGAAGGUCCAUAUGGUCGAAUCAGACCCUUGCGUCAGUUUGAUAGCAUUUGUCUCUUUGCCGGCAGUACUGGUGCCACUUUCACAGUACCGUUAAUGCGCGACAUCGUACAGCGGUGGAAGACUGGUGUCCUUGGUUCUGGCAUUGUUACGAAGCGUAUUCGAUUUAUUUGGGUGGUGAAAGCUCGCGAUCGAGUGUCCUGGUUUCAGAAACAGUUGGAAACCGCACUGAUGGACGUUGACGAAGUCCGGCGACAUGACGGCCAUUCGGACAAGGAGCUUGACCUCAGCAUCUACGUGACUUGUGACGAUAAAUUGGAAGCAUCCAAUAGUGAGGCAAUAUGUGAGCCAUCGGCACAUGGCACCGCAGAGAUUGCCACUCUUCAGACCAAACAGGCCGCAACGGCAAAGGAAAAAGUCACAGAUGAAAAGGUUGAUGUCCGCUCGGUUGCCUCCAACGAAGACGUCCAGGAUGGUUGCGGAUCUGACGGAACCUGUUGCUGCAGAAGCACCGUCGACGAGGAUGGGCAACCAAAAACAUGUUGUUGCUGUGCAGCAUCAUCAAGUGCAGAAUCCUCUUCCUCCUCCUCCAUCAAUGAGAAGGAUGCUUCAGAGGCAAUUGUACCUACACAACGCCUUAAAAUGGUGGCUGGUCGGCCAAAACCUAGAAGUAUCAUCAGAAAAGUCCUGGAGGAGGCGGAAGGAGAAAGCGCAGUGGUGGUCUGUGGACCACAGGGUCUACAGGAUGAUGUGCGACGAAGUGUGGUUGCGUUGUCGGAUGAAAGAGCGGUGCAUAAAGGAACCGGCGCUCAGGGGAUAUAUCUUCACGUGGAGGGUUUCUGUUACUAGACUGUGACAGUGCCAAGGUAUUGUUUGUCAUUUUAGCAUAGCAACAGGAGUUCUGACGAAGGACAAAUAUGAUUUGAUGAUACCCACGAA
Molecule: messenger RNA, 2620 nt
Organism: Exophiala oligosperma
Lineage: Eukaryota; Fungi; Ascomycota; Eurotiomycetes; Chaetothyriales; Herpotrichiellaceae
Exons: 1
Coding region: 464-2530 (688 amino acids)
Biological process (GO): copper ion import; iron ion transport; intracellular iron ion homeostasis
Cellular component (GO): plasma membrane
Molecular function (GO): ferric-chelate reductase activity
Source: RefSeq, a predicted model, not a curated record